UGUUGUUGUAAAGAUUAGUGGUUAAUUGAAAGUUUAUACGGCGGUGUAUUCGGAGGCAACUGGGGAACAGUAUUAUUUUUAGACUCGAUAGUCCUGUUUUCGUUAACAGUUGAGGGAUUCGCUACUUGCGCGACCGUUGAAGUCUCUCUACAGGACAAAAAAUGUUACGAAAGGUGUCGCUCCUCCUUAUGGGAGCCGUUAUGGUCAUUGCUCAAAGGAGACUAGCCCUACCUGAUCCAAGAAGUUGCGCAAACAGGGUACGUCAUGCCACAUACAGAGAUGCCCGGGGAGUAACGCACUCAUACUUCUUCAGUUGGGAACACGCACCCACCAGAAGCCUGGAAGUGGACUGGCUAGACGCCAGAAACAUCUGCAGAAGACACUGCAUGGACGCCGUUUCUCUAGAAACUCCCCAAGAAAAUGAAUUCAUCAAGCAGAGGAUCGCCAGGGGAAAUGUACGUUAUAUAUGGACGUCGGGACGCAAAUGCAACUUCGCCGGUUGCGACAGGCCAGACUUACAACCUCCAAAUAUCAACGGAUGGUUCUGGUCCGGUUCUGGAGCUAAAAUUGGUCCCACCACGCAGAGGAAUUCUGGAGACUGGAGUCACACCGGAGGAUACGGCCAACCCCAACCCGACAACCGUGAAGCUGCACAGGGUAAUGAUGAAUCCUGUCUCUCUAUCUUGAACAACUUCUACAAUGACGGCCUCAAAUGGCACGACGUAGCUUGUCACCACGUCAAACCCUUCGUCUGCGAAGAUAGUGAAGAGUUAUUAAAUUUCGUAGCCUCAAGAAACCCAGGAAUUCGCCUGUAAAUUUUAAAUGUUUAAGAAGAAACAUCGUGUACCUUACCACAAAGUCAUAAGAAUUUGAUUAACUUUGUCGUUGGAAGGGUCAAUCAAAUUCUUGGUUAAAAAAAAUUUUUAUUCUUCUCGUUUUGUCUUUUCGCAUGUGAAUAUCAGCUUUAAUCUUUUUAGGUGUAGUUUUGUAUCUAUAUUAAAUUAUAUUUUAAUAUUAAAAAUUGUAAUUUAUA
Anoplophora glabripennis (Asian longhorned beetle) is the source of this 1033-nucleotide messenger RNA. RefSeq lists its product as uncharacterized. Lineage: Eukaryota; Metazoa; Arthropoda; Insecta; Coleoptera; Cerambycidae. The record is from RefSeq and is a predicted model, not a curated record. Bases 162 to 815 code for a protein of 217 amino acids. The transcript is spliced from 4 exons.